AAAAAAAAAAUUUUUUUUUUUUCAUUAUAAUGGUAGCAAUGGAUGGAAAAAAAGUUACAGUUACUUAUACUGAUGAAUUCGGUAUUUGGCAACAUCUCGAAAUGGACUUUCGACAACACCUUCCUCUACGAAAUUUACGUUGGCAGUCAGCUAAAGGUCCUGUGCGUAACAUACCAAAUUUGGGUGUGGAAUUAAAACGUUUUAUCACGGAGACAACGGAAAGGUCUCACAUGUUGCCUGAAACUUUACCAUACCUUAAUUUAUACUUUGUUAAUUGUGAUGAUAAUGAAACAUAUCGUCAAAUAGUUAAGAAUCAAAUUCGUGACUGGUUAAAUAUUGCUGAAUCUAGACGAAAUCAAGAAUGGUUAAUUGUUUAUGUAACUAAACAAGAAAAUUUUCGAAAUCCUGCUAGAUAUUUUAAUAUGAAAGGAACUGUUUUUGAUAAGAUUAAAGCGGAUUUUAAUAUUACAAAGCGUGAUAGAUGUGUACAACUAAGAUUGUCUGAAAAUGAAACUGAAGAUUAUGAAGCAUGGCAAGAAUUAAUAUCUAAAAUAAAAGAAGGAAUAUUAUAUAGUUUUGAUCAAUACGUUAAACAAUAUGAAGAAGAUAUUCGAAAAUCGGAUUCUCAAAGAAGCAUGAUUGGAUGGAAUUAUUGUACAUUUUUUAUAUUAAAGGAAGGAUUGGCUUUGACCUUUGAAAUUAUGAAUAUAUUUGAGGAUGCUUUAGUUCAAUAUGAUGAAUUAGAAGCAUCAUUUUUUCAAGUUUUAAAAGAUAGGGCACUUGCCUGGUUUGGCAGCUUUGGUGCUACAGAUCCAAAUGAUGAUAGCGCUAAUAUUUUAGACGUUAAAAAGAAACAAUAUAGAGAUCUUAUAAUGCAAAAUACAAUUCCUGAAUUUGAUUUCAGAUGUUAUCUUUUCGCAAGACAAUGUCAAUUAUUGGGAAGAUUACAUAAGCCUGUUGAAAUAUGUCGGAGAGCACAAAUCUUCAUUUCAACCUUUAGUAGGGCAAUCAAAGAGCAUCAAGCAAACGUAGGAGAAUAUUUUUUAGAAUCGUGGAUCUUUUCUUCUUGCAUGAGCGUUGUCAAUGAAUGUGAAGAACUGGCACCGUUGACUUCAAUGGAUAGUCCUAAUACAAUCGCAUUCAAUGCUGCUAAAGGAGAGUUAUUAGAUUUAGCAAGAAAGCAGCUUGAUAAGAUUGGGAUUUACUAUAAUCAUUUACCAGCUUCGCUUCCAUUUACAACAUCUCUAAGUGAUACGAUUCCAACCUCACCUAAUGAAGCUAGAAAAAAAUUCGAUAUUACUAAUAAGGAAUUAGAAGAAGCAAUUAAUUCACAGAAUGAUUUCGAUGUUCUUUAUUUAUCAUUGACAAACAGAGCACUAAGAGCUUAUGAAGGUAGUGCACGUCUUCGAAGUGUAUUACGAUUACAAGGCGAUGUUGCCGCAUUACAUUUUCAUCGUAAGCAAUAUGAAGAUGCGGUACAAGUGAUGGAAGAUAUUCCAUGGAGAUAUGGUGAACAAGGAUGGACUGUAGUUGAAAACAAUCUUUUAUUUAAAUUUGCUGCAUGCCAAAAAGAAUUGGGUCAAAAUAGGAGUUAUGUGGGAUCAUGUUUGUCAUUAUUAAAAAAUUACUCUUUAUUGACAAAUGAAGAAAUUGCUUUUUAUGCAGAUGAAGUUAAAAAGCUUUGUGGCGUACUUGAAAAAGGCGAAGAAAUUAAUCGUCAAUUCAAGCCAAUAUUUGCUAUAUCAGUGUCAUCUAUUGUUGAUGAUAUAGGGGAUGAGGAUGGACCAAAUUUAUCAGUUGAAUUAACUAAUAAUUUAUCUACAUCUUUUACUUUUGAUCAACUUGCGAUUCGAUUGGUUAGUGGACAGAGUGAAGAGAUUUGGUUUGGUGUUUGUAAGGAGGAAAUCAAACCUGGUUUGAAUUCUUAUAAGCUUUAUUCCGAUAACAGUGCAUCUGGAAAUUACUUUGUAGAGAAUGUACGAAUGUCAAUAGGCAAAGUAACAUUUACUCACAAUUUCUUGAAUGAGAGUAAAAAGAAAUCAUUUAGAAUUAAUGAACACCCGUCAGUAUUAAGAGCACAAAUCAUUCCUCCAUGUGAAAUUCAUAUUGGUGAAUCACAAUAUUUUCUGGUUCGAAUUUUUACUGGUCUUUCGCAUGUAGAUGAGGGUAUUUUGGCUUUGGAAGCGACAUCUGAUGGACUUUCAUUUCCAAAAUCCGAUAAAUAUCAUUCGAUCACCAAAACCGUUAUUGAUGAGAAAAUAUCGGAAGAAAAAGUAUCAGAACAGGAUUUAGAAGUAUUUGAAGAUGGUAAAAUAAGGAUACCUUCUUCUCAAUCAAAUCAAUUAAUAGAAUUUCAGGUUCCAUAUGAUUGUAAUUGGGGAGCAAUUGAACAUAAGGUUAAGAUAUCAGUAGAAUAUAAAAGUAAAGGAAAGUUAAGAGUCUUCACAUCUGUUGAUACUAUCAACGUUUGGUUACCUAUUUCUGUUAAUGAACUUAAUAUUUUUAGAGAUGAUUGUUUAUUUUUAAAAAUGGAUAUUACAUUACAAGGGACGGUUCCAGUAAGAAUCCUAAAAACUGACUUAGUUCCUUCAAAAGUAUAUGAUGUAGCUGAUAAUCCAUCCUUAACUUUACCAUCUUUGAAUUUAUUCGGAAAGCAACAUGCAUCAUACGUGUAUAAAUUGACAAGGUCAAAAGAUUAUCAUGGAGAGGAAAAGUCAGCAGGUACUCAAAUUCAUUUUGUAGUAGUGUACCGAUCACUACAAGAUGAAAUUGAGAAAUAUGUGGAGCAUACCUUGAAUACUAUUUUAAAGUCAAGAAAUUUAUUUCAACAUUCUCAAUUUCUUAUUGAGAAUGCCAAGGAACAUUUAUUAAAAUCAGUAGAUUAUGUUUCAUAUGGUAUGACGGACGUUUUGGAUUUAGGUGAAUUAGAUAUAGCACAAUGUGAGAGCCUUUUUACAACUCAUGGUGCUGCUAAAGAAGCAUUAGUUGAUGUAGUUAAGGAAUUUUGGAAGACAAGUAAUCAAAUAUCUGAAGAAGAAAUAAUGUUGAUUAGCAAUGAUUUAAAAUCUUCAAUAUCAUUUCCUGUAAAUGUACCAUCAUCUAAGGUACUUAAUACGGUCGAAUUGAUUAUAUCUAAAUCACAUGAUUUUAUUGUUGGAGAGCCAUGUCAUUGUCGCCUUAUAGUUCGACAUUCGUCAUACUGGAAUCAUGUAUCCACGGAUGCUAAAGAUACAUUCGAGUUUUUCUAUGAUGUUCAUGUCGAUUUUGAUAAUUGGCUAUUAGCAGGACAUAAAAAAUUAUGUUUUACAUCAAAGGUUGGGGAAACAAAAGAAUUUCCUAUUACACUUGUACCUUUAAAAACUGGGCAUCUUCUUGUUCCUUUCGUAAGAGUUGCAAGUCUUAAUUCCCAUAUUUUUUCUGAAACUGUUUACUUAAACAAUGCUGAACAAAUUCUUGUUCGUCCUCGUACACAAUCUGCAACAUUCUUUAUUGAACAACAACACCGUAUUCACUCAAUUCACUCAGGAGCAGGAUUUGGAGGUCCUGGUCAUCAUCAUAAUGAAGGAAUGGAGAAUGUUGAAUUUUAAACUACCAUUUAUUGUAAUGAAUAUGACUGAUCUUGGAUUACUAAUUAUUUGUUAUAUAUUUAAAACUUUGAUAUUAAUAGAAGGGUAAAAGAUAGUAAAUUAAUAAUUCUUAAAAAUUGGUAGAUCUUUAGCAUGUCUUUUAUUAUAUAAGUAUAGAAUUUACAUAAUGUACUUUCAAUUUUAAUUAUUAAUAGUUAAAUAUUAAAUGAAAAUUAAUAUUUGUAAAUUUAAAUUUGAUAUUAUUAAA
This is a messenger RNA of Rhizophagus irregularis DAOM 181602=DAOM 197198, 3834 nucleotides long. RefSeq lists its product as uncharacterized. Gene Ontology annotation, cellular component: TRAPPII protein complex. Gene Ontology annotation, biological process: early endosome to Golgi transport; intra-Golgi vesicle-mediated transport. NCBI's taxonomy places the organism in Eukaryota, Fungi, Glomeromycota, Glomeromycetes, Glomerales, Glomeraceae. The record is from RefSeq and is a predicted model, not a curated record.